Messenger RNA from Cebus imitator (Panamanian white-faced capuchin), 3043 nucleotides. RefSeq names its product cilia- and flagella-associated protein 47. The record is from RefSeq and is a predicted model, not a curated record. NCBI's taxonomy places the organism in Eukaryota, Metazoa, Chordata, Mammalia, Primates, Cebidae. Bases 1 to 2532 code for a protein of 843 amino acids. The transcript has 19 exons. Gene Ontology annotation, molecular function: protein binding.
AUGAAUAUUAUUCCAUCAGAAGGAAUAAUUCCAUUUGGGGGAAUAGCUGUUCUCAAUAUCUCUUGUAGACCUACUGUGGCAGAAAAGUUUGAUACAAGAGCAAAGAUUGCUAUUCGUGAUGCAAAUGUUAUCGACCUUAGGAUCGGUGGAACUGCUCAAAUUGCUGAUGUAGAAAUCAGUCCUGAAGUACUUAAUUUCACUGGCGCCUAUGUUGGUGGUACGCAGACUAUUCCAUUUGUAAUAAAAAACAAAGGUGUAACACGUGCCAGAGUGGAGUUUAAUCUAAAAGACUUUCCAGAUUUUUCAAUGGAUCUUAAAGACAAAUCAGAGGAAUUUAAAAACCCUGCCCUUCCUUAUAUAUAUUCUUUGGAAAUAGAGGGAAAUACAUCUCUGGAAUGCGGCAUGUCAUUUUCUCCGAAAGAAGUGGCAGUAGUUGAAUUUGCCAUUCAAGUUCGGAUUAAUUUCUUUCAGUCUUCAAAGCUCUACACUAAAUAUUUAUCUAGUGCCCCUUCGGAUCCAAUAACAGUACCACUUAUCCGACCAUGUUGUGUUCAAGCUAUUGCAUUACAGUCACCAUUGAAAUUAUCUAGUACUAAGCUUGUAUUGGAAAUCCCUUUACAUGAGAUGAAUCUUAAUAAAAACAUCACAAAAACUCGGAAUCUUGUUUUACAUAAUAUUACCGAACGCCAUGUGACAUGGACUUUGGAUAUUAAUAAUACUGGCAACCUUUUCAAAGAUGGCACAUUCAACUGCAGUGCAUUAAAGGGGCUUCUACAACCGCAAGAAAAGUACAAUGUUUCCAUAAAUUUCUGUCCAAAACAUCCUGGAAAAUAUACAGCAGCUAUUCCUAUGCUUUUAAAUGAUAUUCCAGUUUGCUAUAGAAUAUUAUCUCUUACUGGAGAAGUAAAAUCACCAAAGUUAUUGUUUGACCCUCCAUUUAUAUUUUUCACUCCUGUUCCUUUGAAUAUAACAACUGUGAUGGAUGUCAAAAUUUUACCUCAAAAUUAUUUCAGAAUGUCAACUCUACGUGUCCAGAUUCCCACAGUAAGGCUUCUUGAUGGCCAAGAAAUUCAGCCUCUUACUGUGAAAUUUCCAAAAGGCAGCAUCAUCCGAGGCUCUCCCAAUGGAAUUAAUAAUAAGAUGACUUGCUGCCUCACGCUCAACUCACCUAAGCCUGUGUCGUUUUUUACCAAUCUUCUUUUCUGUGAUAAUACACAAAACUGGUUUUCGCUCCCAGUAGCUGCAACAGCAGAAAACUGCAUUCUUACUACUUACCCAUAUAUGGCAAUUCAUCUGGAUAAGCAAAAGAUUAUUUUAAAGAAUGAUAAGGAUGAAUAUCUUAGGAAACCUAGAGACCUUGUUUCACCUCCCUGCCAGGAUGCUAAAUCAUUCCCUCCUGCUUCAAUUAAAAAGAAAGACACCACUAGCAAAUUAAAUGAUGCUGAAAGUGCAAGGGGAAACAUAUUUAUUGGAGUGGAAGCACUGCCUGAAAAUUUCCACCUGGAUAAAAGUGAAUCAAAGAAAGAUAAGAAAAUAUGUGAGCAAUUACUUUCUAUCGAAGAAGAGACAAAGACACACUGCUUUUUUGAGCAAGUUGUAAAUGCAGCGCAGAUCUGGUUCAGCCUCUUUGGCUGGCCUGAAGGACCUCAUUCUCUUUGUAUUCCAGGGUCUGUAAGAAGGGAUGUAUAUAAAAUGAAACCCUACUCAUCAACCUCAUCACCUCAAAAGUUUUCCAGACAGAAUGAUUUUUCCAAAUAUAAUAAAACAAUUUAUGAUGUGCUCCUCCAUUUGAGUGGAACAAUGCCACCUGGAAUUAGUUCAAGUCAAUCUUUACCUGUGGAUAAUAAUGAAAGGAUAAUUCAACUUCACAGGCAACACUCUUCACUUUUGGAGUUUCUCAAUGCUCAAGGAGGAUGUACUUCACAUAUACUGCCAGAAUUUUUGCUUGAACCAGAAGACUAUAAGAGGUGGAUUGAAAUCACGUCUUCCACUCAUACCACGCCUGAGAGUUCCUGUACACCUCAGGAAAAAUGUUCUGUUGUCAUAGAAAUGUCUAAAUUUGAAGACUGGAGUAAACGGGCAUGGACAGAUAUAUUUCUACAGAUAUACAAGGUUUUUGUUCUAUCCCGUGUGGUACCAUACAACAGCAAUAAUAUGCCCCCCAUAUAUGUGCAAAAUGCACCGAAGUUCAAUCGUUGUUUUGCAUCUAGUAACUUAUAUUCUGACUCUGAAAGAAUUUUGCUUAAUUGGAUGAACAUAAACUAUGAGAAUACUCGACAUGUGAUAUGGAAGAACUGUCCCAAAGAUGUUUUCCCCUCUGAGAGAUGGAUAGUAAAUUUUGACAAAGACCUUUUAGAUGGCCUAGUUUUGGCAACACAGUUGGGAGCCUAUUGCCCAUUCUUGAUUGAGUCUCAUUUCAUAAAUAUGUACACAAAACCAAGAACAGAGGAACAGUAUUUGCACAAUUGCCUGAUUAUCGUAAAUACUCUUUAUGAAAUUGGUUUUGACAUUGACAUACAGGUAUGUCUGUGAGGGUGUUUCCAGAGGAGGUGGAUGCAGGAGUCAGUGGAUGCAGGACUGAGAAAGAAAGAUAUUCCCUUAAUGUGGGUUGGUACCAUGCAAUUGGCUGUGGUAGUGGCCAGAACAAAGAGGCAGGAGAAUGAGGAUAUUCAGUUUGCUUAUUUUCUUUGUUUGUUUGCUCUUUUUUAUUUUUGUCAUGGUCUCUUUCUCCCUUUGGGAGCAGGAUGCCUUUUUUUCUCCUUCUGCCCUUGGACAUCUGAUUCCAGGUUUUUCAACCUUUGGACUCUAGUACUUGCACCCAGCAGCCUCCUUUGGGUUUUCAGGCCUUCAGCUUCAGAAUGGGGCCUGCACUGUAGCUUCCCUGGUUUGGGGGCUUUUGGACUUGGCCUAAGCCAUGCUUCUGGCUUCCUUGGGAGACCCUAUUGGCUUCUGUCAUUCUGUAGUUUGUAGCCAGCCUACUGUGGGACUUCACCUUUGUGAUUGUUGAGCCAAUUCUUCCUAAUAAAUUCCCUUUCAUAUAUAU